AAUCACCUACUACGAAUUUUCUUCCUUCUGGCUUUCUUCUUUCUCCAUGUAUUAAAAAAUAUGGCUAAGUUUUUUAUAUCCUAUAGUUAUAAGCUCAUUAUUUUCUUUAUUAUGAGUUAUUUAAAUUUAAUGUCCAUUUUAGGAAAAUUAAAGCCAUGGAAUCCUUCAAUUCCUUAUGAAGUUUUUUCUCUUAAUAUUUCAUCUAAACUUAGUACAAAUUCUGAUGAUAUUAUAUUAUCUUCCAAAGAUUUUGGAAAAAUUAUUCAAGAAAUGUUUCCAGCUGCUGUUCUUUAUCCUUCUAAUAUUAAUGACAUAAUUGACCUCAUUAAAUUUUCAUAUGACCUUUCUGUCCCUUUUCAUGUAGCAGCUAGAGGUCAUGGACAUUCCAUUAGGGGACAAGCCAUGGCACAUAAUGGAGUUAUUGUGGAAAUGAAUUCUUUAAAUAAUAAUAAUGAUAAUGAUAAUAAUAAUAAUAAUAAUAAUAAUAAUGAGAAUUGUGGAAUUAAGGUUUCUUGGGAUUCGGAAUUAGGGUUUUACGCGGAUGUCGGAGGUGAACAGUUAUGGAUUGCCGUUCUCCGUACCACCCUAGAGUAUGGUCUAGCACCCAUCUCGUGGACGGAUUAUUUGUACCUUACCGUAGGUGGUACUCUUUCUAAUGCAGGCAUUAGUGGUCAAACCUUUCGACAUGGCCCUCAAAUCACUAAUGUUCAUGAAAUGGAUGUUAUUACAGGUAAAGGGGAUUUUGUGACUUGCUCCAAAGACAAGAAUUCAGAAUUGUUUUUUGCAGUUUUAGGAGGUUUGGGACAGUUUGGAAUAAUAACAAGAGCAAGAAUUGUCUUAGAUAAAGCACCAACAAGAGUGAAAUGGGUGAGAUUGUUGUAUGAUGAUUUCUCAAAAUUCACAAAAGAUCAAGAACAUCUUAUUUCAAUUGACGGAUUGGAUUAUGUUGAAGGUUCUCUAAUGUUGGAACAAAGCUCUCUAAGUAAUUGGAGAUCUUCAUUUUUUCCACCUUCCAAUCAGACCAAAAUUGCAUCAUUUUUAUCACAAAAUAAAACGAUGUAUUGCUUGGAAAUGGUCAAGUACUACGAUGAUCACACUGCUAGUACUAUUGACGAGGAAUUGAAAAAGUUGGUAAAAGGGUUAAACUAUUUGGCUGGAUUUAUGUUCAAGAAAGAUGCCACAUUUGUGGAAUUUUUGAAUAGAGUAAGAAGUGGGGAAUUGGAGUUACACUCAAAAGGAAUGUGGGCUGUUCCACAUCCAUGGCUCAAUUUGUUUGUGCCAAAGUCAUCUAUCAUGGAUUUUAAUGUUGCUGUUUUUGUGGACAUCAUUCUCAGACAAAAUAAGGCUACUGGACCCAUCCUUGUCUACCCAACAUACAGGAAAAAAUGGGAUGACAGAAUGUCAGCAGUAAUACCAGAAGAGGAUACAUUUUAUUGUGUGGGACUUUUACAUUCUGCAAGAGGAUAUGAUGAAUGCAAGAUUUUGGAUAAUCAAAAUGAAGAAAUAUUGAAGUAUUGUGAUAAUACUGGCCUAAAUAUAAAGCAAUAUCUUCCACAUUACAAAACAAAAGAAGAUUGGAUAAAACACUUUGGGAAAAAAUGGAAUAUUUUUCAACAAAGGAAAAAUCAAUUCGAUCCAAAAAAGAUUUUAUCUCCAGGGCAAAGAAUUUUUAAUUAGUAAUGCAUGUACUUAGUUGUAUUGAGCUACAAAGUCUAAAAAUAGUGAAGUUUAAGUUGUUUAUUGUUUUAGUUUAUGUAUUUUUUUUCUUUGGAAAAUUGAAAGAUAAACUAGAUGAUGUAAAGCUUUCUAGUUAAUUAUAAUAUCAGUCAAUUUAUUGUUUUAAUUUAAUUAUUUAUUUUUAAUAAAUAUUUAUGAUGUUCAAUUUUAU
Molecule: messenger RNA, 1888 nt
Organism: Capsicum annuum
Lineage: Eukaryota; Viridiplantae; Streptophyta; Magnoliopsida; Solanales; Solanaceae
Product: cytokinin dehydrogenase 3
Exons: 5
Coding region: 61-1677 (538 amino acids)
Biological process (GO): cytokinin metabolic process
Molecular function (GO): FAD binding; cytokinin dehydrogenase activity
Source: RefSeq, a predicted model, not a curated record